CAAAAAACGGCUAAUCUACCAUUCUGUAAAAGACUGCCUAUAUAUUUGCUAUAUAACUCAUCUGUGUACACAAAUUCCAAGUUCUCAACUACAGGUUUUAGUAUCUGCAGUUGAGAAAAGGAUAACCAGAUUUUUUGUUCUACUUUCAUUGAGAAAAAAAUAGAAAAAAUGAGCAUAACCCCACUAUCUUCUCAAAAUAGAAAGAAUGAGCAUAACAUCCUCUAUCAGCUCAGUUCUGUUUCCGAUGCUAGCUGACGCUUCCAUGACCUCCAUCUUUCAAAAUGGAUCUGCUGCUGAAUAAUACAUCAAUAUCUGAACAUUAAAUUUUGAAGUUGUGGAUAUUCUAAACAAUCUAAGGAUAAUGCAAAAAAGUGAUGAUGAAACUUUGGUUCCUACUUGAAUGGCCAAAUUGGGUAUGGUCUCAGAACAAAUUCAUGUAAUCCAAAUGGUGAGUGGUGGGGUAGGCCUUGUAUUGGAGUCUCUAUCUAUUUGAUCCACGUUGGAUUUUCUGGUCAUCUUCCAAAGAAAUGUUUUUCCCUGCACUUUUAUGCAAACUUGCUUCCUGUAUAAAUUCAACUUGACAGCUUACAGUAAGGAUCAGAAAUGGCCAGUCAAUCAGCUCUUCAAACUGAAAGACUGCGCAGAGGACCUUGGCUUGAAGAAGAAGAUAGGCGGCUCACCAUAUUCGUAACUCGUAUGGGGGAGAGAAAAUGGGACUUGAUUGCCAAAGCUUCUGGGCUUGAGAGAAGUGGAAAAAGCUGCAGAUUUAGAUGGCUAAACUAUCUCCGCCCCAAUCUUAAACGAGAUCGUAUAAAUUCCGAGGAGGAAGAAAUCAUUCUGAAACUUCAUAAGAAAUGGGGUAACAAAUGGUCGAGAAUUGCACAAUGGCUUCCAGGAAGAACUGAUAAUGAGAUCAAGAACUACUGGAGAAGCCAUUUGAGAAAGAAGUUCCCAAUUCAACUAGAAGGGAACAAAGUAGAACAGAGGAAAGAGGACAAAGUCUCAUUGAAGAAAUGUGGCCUACUAGUAAGUCCAAUUAGGCAUGACCAUAAUGAAAGGAAAGACAUUCCAUCGUGCAACAUUUCCUACAAUCAUUUUGAUUUCGGGUUCUCAAACCUCGCAAUCACAAGCUCGCCUUACGAAAUUCGGGUAUCUAAUUGGAUUUCACAUCAGUUGACAAAUGAGAAGCCGGAAGUGAAUGAUCAUCACGAAGAUUGCAACAGUUUAGACUUCUGUUUUUGUUAUCCAAAUAUGAACUUUGCAGAAAGAGAUGAUAUGACAGAUCAUUUUUGGGACUCCUUGGCUUCUCUUUGGGAUAUGGAGUAAUAGAAAAUGAUAUGCAAAUCUAGUUAUAAUGUAAAUCAAGUGAAAAAAUGUUAACACAAGAUAUGUAAAAAAAAUGUUGAUAUUAUAAAGAAGUUGACAUGCAUUUAGAUCCA
This is a messenger RNA of Cucumis sativus (cucumber), 1439 nucleotides long. RefSeq names its product transcription factor MYB27. Gene Ontology annotation, biological process: regulation of DNA-templated transcription. Gene Ontology annotation, molecular function: sequence-specific DNA binding; DNA-binding transcription factor activity. The coding region runs from base 604 to 1326 and encodes 240 amino acids. Gene Ontology annotation, cellular component: nucleus. The record is from RefSeq and is a predicted model, not a curated record. Lineage: Eukaryota; Viridiplantae; Streptophyta; Magnoliopsida; Cucurbitales; Cucurbitaceae. The transcript is spliced from 4 exons.